AUGGGUGGUCGUAGUUCGAAAAAGUCAUUCAAUGAAUGGGAUUUGAUUAAAUUCAGUAAUGUUACUGGUGUUUCUCUGCCACUAGUCAAAAAUAUUCAUAAAGAUUUUGUUACUGCCACAGGAAAUGAUAACAGAAUGAAUAAGAUAGAAUUUCGUCAUUUAUACAAGAAAAUGUACAUAAAUACUGAAUAUAUUAGUUUUUCCGGUGAUCUACCAUCAAUGUUUAGUGAAGAAGAUUUGAAUAAGAUGUCAGAUUAUGUAUUUGAAACUUAUGAUUUCGAUGGAACAGGAUUGCUGACAUUUGAGGAAUUUGCUGAAGCUUAUCUGAUGAUUACUCAUCAUCCGAGUAUGUCGACAAAUGGCAUUACAUUGCGUGAUCGAUUUAGCUAUAUUUUGGAUCAAGACAAUUCAACAUCUGGUUUCAUAACACGUGAACAAGGUGAACGAAUUUUUCAUCGUCUCAAUAAAUAUAACAAAUGGAUAAAUUCGAAAGCCAACAUAUUGGAUGAUUCAUUGAAGCCAGCAGAUACUACAUGGGAUUCACAUUGGAGCAAGCUCAACGAUGGUAAUGAUAGUGUGUCGAAAGAGAAAUUUGUUGAUUAUAUUACUAGUUCGAAUGAAUACAAAUAUUAUUUUGAUCCAAUGGUGGUCUGA
This is a messenger RNA of Adineta steineri, 654 nucleotides long. NCBI's taxonomy places the organism in Eukaryota, Metazoa, Rotifera, Eurotatoria, Adinetida, Adinetidae. The record is from the annotation of a GenBank genome assembly.